This is a messenger RNA of Hydractinia symbiolongicarpus, 3647 nucleotides long. Its product is annotated as all-trans-retinol 13,14-reductase-like. Lineage: Eukaryota; Metazoa; Cnidaria; Hydrozoa; Anthoathecata; Hydractiniidae. The record is from RefSeq and is a predicted model, not a curated record. Bases 17 to 2188 code for a protein of 723 amino acids. The transcript is spliced from 8 exons.
AUUAGCUGGACCUUACAUGAUUUGCAAUACUAUUUUUUCGAGUGUUUUCUUUUUUAAUGUGCCUGUUCUGUUUUAUUUAUAUUUCCUUUUGCUACAAGGUUGCAUUUUUGUAACAGGUGGAUUCACACACACAAGUAGCGCAAAAAAGGGUAGCAUUUUUAAAAUGAUUCUUGAACUUGUUAUGUGGACAGUUUUUGUCGCUUCUGUCAUUUUGCUGGUUUUAUGGAUCUUGACAUCGCCACCUGCUGAUAAGAAAGUUCGUACUGCACCAAGCAAUGAAGAUGUCUAUGCAAAAAAUCGAUUUAUUCCAUCAAAAAUACCAAAAAGUCCAGAUGUCAUUAUUAUUGGAUCUGGUAUGGGUGGAAAUGCAGCAGCUUCUGUUUUAAGUAAACAAGGAAAGAAAGUGAUUGUGUUGGAAAACCAUGAUAAAUUAGGUGGCUGUACACAUACAUUCUCAUGGUCACGUAAAAAUAUGGAUGACGACGGACAUACUACGUGUGAAUUUGAUACUGGCUGUCACUACACUGCUGUUGAUAUGGCUUUCGAAACUGCACGUUCAGGUGCUGUAAUGAAAUAUAUUACUGAUGGCAAUGCAAAGUGGAAUGAUCUUGGUGACCCUUACGAUAGAUUAGUUUUACCUCAUGACCCAAAUGUUGAUGAAGGUUGUCCCAAUAGUGACACCUACAAAUUCCUUUGCGGAAAAGAUCGACUUAUCAAAGAAAUCACAAAUCAAAUUAAUCCAAAUGAAACAGAAGUUCCCAUACGUCUUGACAAAUUUCUCCAGUUUUGUAGGAGUGCUCGGAACACUAUUAUAAAUAUGUUUUUGGUUAGAAUGUGUCCAAGAUGGCUUGAGCCUAUUAUUGCUCCAAUGACAAAUGCAUACUACAAUUAUGGUAAACUCAGUACAGGAUAUGUCCUAAGUGCAAUGUUAGAACAUGGAUUUUCUAAAGAAGAUGUCCUUGCACAAAAAGAAUUACCCAAAGAUCCUGCUAAAUUACCAAACACCUGGAAUCGAUUGAAAGGAGUAAUGGUACACCCACUGGGAGAUUAUGCAUGUCAGCCAAGGGAAUCGUCUGUUGUCGCUCAUGCUUUGACAGCUUGCUAUUAUUUAAAUGGGGCCGCUUAUACAGAUGGGCCAACUCAAUCAAUUGCAAAUUCCUGUGCAAAGGUUGUGUAUGAACAUGGUGGUGAAUGCUUUGUGAAUGCUCGUGUAACCAAGAUUAUUGUGAAAAAUAACAAAGCUAUUGGUGUUCGUGUUUGUAAAGCUACAUCGUGGGAGGGUGUUAAAGCUUUGGAUAAGGAACCAGAAGUAACUGAAAUAUAUGCGCCAGUAAUCAUCAACGCUACUGGCAUUCAUAAUUUAUACAACAGAUUACUGCCACAAGAUCUACCAGUAGUAAAAGACUUUCAGCGAACCAAUAAAACUAUUCCUUCCUAUGGACAUAACUAUCUGUUUGUAACAAUCAAGGGUGAUGCUGAUGAGAUUGGUAUCCCUAAAACCAACACAUGGUAUUUCAAUGGAUAUAACACAGAUGAAUGUUUCGAUAAAUAUUUUGAAAAUCCAACUGAGCACAGACCUCCAACUUGUUAUCUGGGCUUCCCCUGCACCAAAGACCCAACUUGGAAAAAACGAUUUCCUGGGAUAUCCAAUUGCAUUUUAAUUUCUGAUUCGAAAUAUGAAUGGUUUGAAAAAUGGGAGGAUAUGAGAACACACAAACGUGGAGAUGAGUAUGAUCAGUACAAAGAAAAGUUCAGUGACAAAUUGUUGGAAGUUUUGUAUGAAAAGGUACCUCAAGUUAAGGGGAAGGUGUUAUGGUAUGAAUGCGGCACUCCAAUCUCAGAUUCCAACUUUUUAUUGUCUUACCGUGGCGGAUCUUACGGUACACGAUGCAAUCUCGAUUUUUCCAGUCGUGAAUCAUCACGUUGGGUAAUGAGACCAGAUACCGAAAUUCAGAAUUUAUAUAUCGCAGGGCAAGAUGCUUGGACACCAGCUGUGGCAGGAGCGAUGUAUGGAGGCUUGUUAGGCGCUAUAAAGGUGAUUGGCUUCUUUAAAGGUAUUGGUGUGUUGUAUACUAUCAUGCGCCAACAAGCAGGUGACAUACAAAAGAAGACUGGCUGGUCCUACCCAACAUGCUUUGUAAAAGCUGUUCAAAUUUUCUUUGGUGACACACCAGAGAGAUUCGAGUAAUUUCUUGCGUGCACGCAUUAGACAACUUCAGAUCAUUUCUUUUUUGUCAGUUUUAUUGUGUUUUUUUUUGUGGUUUGUAUUUUUAAUAUAUUAGAAAUAAUGUAUCAGGAAAAGUAGUAAUCCAAUAUAUUUUUACGGAAGGCUAGUUUUUGUGUUGUUGUUGUUGUUUUUUUUUAAAUUAGGAAAAAUAUGAAGCAAGAAAUUAGGAUUUUUUUAUUAUGUUUUUUUUAGGCUUUUUUUGUUUGCCUUACAAUUUGUCUUCUUUUCACGAAACAAAACUAAAAUCCAUUUUAACCAAAACACAACUGCAGGACUGCCAAGCCUCCUCAAAAAAACGUCAUCUUCUCAAAAAUGUUGAAAAUUCUCAUUAAAAUUCCUCAAAUUUUAUUCGAUAAAAAGAGUGGCAACCUGAACCUCUUUACAUUACUGUAAUACUCUUUUUUAACUUUUAUCUCUCUUUGCAUAUCCUUACAAAAUGAUGAUGUAUGGUGCCAGGGCUAAGGAUCGGUUUAUGCGAUAUUCGAGGCUAAAAGUGAAGUGUUUAAUAGGUCGUAUUGUAUGGUGCCAGGGUUAACGAUCGAUUUCUACGACAUUCGAGGCUAAAAGUGAAGUGUUAAAUAGGUUGUAUUGUAUGGUGGUGAGGGUAAGGAUCGGUUUAUACGAUGUACCAGGUUGAAUGUGGAGUUGUUAUGUUAUUUAAGGCUGAAAGUCAAGUUAUGUGAUGUGACUAAAAGGCGAGUUAUACCAUAUUCGAGGCUGAAAGUGGACUAACAUUGAUGACGGAAGAUUGAAACUUGAAUGCAUUCCCAUACCUACUUUUAUCGUUUUUAUAUAUAUAUUUUCAUAAAUUUUUUACUACCUAAAGUUACCCCUUAUUUUCUAAAUAUUUGUAACGCAUAUUUUCUCGUUUCACUACAUCCAUUAUCUUAUAUAUAUUGUUUUACUGCAUCCACUAUAUUAUAUAUUAGGCACGUUGUUUAAUUAAAUGAAUUAUUGUGAAGAGAAGGAACGUGUAGAACUUUUUCUUUAUAUUAUGUGCUUAAUUCAAUCUUAGGGUAUUUAUACAGUUAAUUUAAUAGGUUUAUGUAGCUAGUUUUAAAUUUGUUAACUUUCAACUUUAAGAGAGCGUAUAUAAGCUGGUAUGUUGUUGCUCGCUUCUGCCCCUAACUACUUUUUGACAGUGUAAUUGACAUUUCACAAGAACAUAACAUUUCCUCGUCACUUGAUUUACUUUGUGAAGUUCACAAUAUCUCAAAUAUGCAAAGGAUUAUGAUUCUGUUGAUUUUGUUUGACAAGAUUGUGUCCUCCCCAUUCUCGUCCCCAGAGCUAUUUGAGAUUUCAACCUCGAGUUUAUCUCAAAGAGCUCUGUGAUCGAGAACGUGUCCUCUCAUGUUAGUUUCUUGUGUUUCGAUUUUAUGUUGUGUUAACAGUGAAAUUAUACAAUAUCAUACUCAAAUAA